AUGAAUCCUAAAACACUAGUUACGAAUUUUCUCAUCCUUCUCCUCGUACAAAUCUCAACCUUAACAUCAGUUGUAAAUUCAUUACAAGAAUAUCACAAGGAAAACUACAAAUCAGAAUUUAGGGUACGGCCAAAUACCCUUGUACGUAUCGUCAUCUCCAAUGAUCUGAUUGGUCUGAAGAACAAUGGAAACGCAGGUUUUGUAUGCACAAAUGGUAAUAAGGUAUGGAGAAAAACCAAACCAGGAGAUCGGUACGUUCUGGCCCAGUUCAAGUACGAUGGUAAGAGAAGGCAAGCUUUUACGCAUUGUCAUCUUCGGUCUAAUUUAGGGUUUGUGAAUUUCCCGGUUAAUAUUUAUCCGGAGACAUCUGCGUAUUGUUACCCUAGCUACGUAUGUGGUUACUCAGUUCGAAAAGACGGGGUUUAUUACACGCCUGAGAAGAAGCUUUAUCGGUGGAAAAAGGAGAAGUGA
This is a messenger RNA of Eruca vesicaria subsp. sativa (arugula), 471 nucleotides long. Lineage: Eukaryota; Viridiplantae; Streptophyta; Magnoliopsida; Brassicales; Brassicaceae. The record is from the annotation of a GenBank genome assembly.